Caenorhabditis elegans is the source of this 530-nucleotide messenger RNA. It is a transcript of the gene C54C6.7, whose product is annotated as ORF3. The record is from RefSeq and is marked reviewed. The coding region runs from base 9 to 347 and encodes 112 amino acids. Lineage: Eukaryota; Metazoa; Nematoda; Chromadorea; Rhabditida; Rhabditidae. The transcript has 3 exons.
UUUCAGAAAUGGUUCGCUUACUUCACAGAAUCCGAGCGUUUCUUCGUAGAUGCAUUGGCAGCAACGAAUCAGAGGGCUCAACAUUCAACUAUCCCAGCGUUCGUCAAAAUCGUGCCGAAGCUACCUACUACGUCCAAACGCCAACAGUCAGUCGCUCUUCAUCCCCAGACUCCACAGCUUCCAGGUCAAUUUCCAUCUCUAUCAGAAGCUCAGUUUCCAUGACCCCGUCACAAGAGGAGCUGGAGAAGAUGCGCAAGGAAUGGGGACCACCUCGUGUUCGUGGAGUUUCGGUGGACCAGUGGUCAUUGUCAAGCGGGGAUUCUGGAUACGACUCUUCAAUCAACUAAUUGCUCAUCACACAUUUGCACAAUAUCUACCAAACCAUGUAUAAUCAAUUACGCCAAAUCUCGUGCUAAUAUAUAGUUUUUUAUUAUUUCUUUUUUGAAAUUAGCUCACCUCGGAUACCGGUGAAUAUAUGUUGUGUUUUUUUCGAAAUACGGAUAUCUAUGAAAUGAAAUUUAUUUGCUUCA